Coregonus clupeaformis (lake whitefish) is the source of this 1897-nucleotide messenger RNA. RefSeq names its product coiled-coil domain-containing protein 50. The coding region runs from base 395 to 1501 and encodes 368 amino acids. The record is from RefSeq and is a predicted model, not a curated record. Lineage: Eukaryota; Metazoa; Chordata; Actinopteri; Salmoniformes; Salmonidae. The transcript has 12 exons.
AGGGGAGUUUUGUUAAGAGCCCUAGCUGACGCUUGGUCUGAACAUUAACACGCAUCACUUGCGGUAUGUUUUUGGAAGCGUAAGGACCUCCGCGAUAAAUAAGGUUAAAUUGAUAUACACAACUUUAUAGGGUUAGUGCUCCCACACGGCCAUAUCACCAUGUUACAGCGCGUGUUUACGGAAAACAGACGGAAGACCGUAGACUACCUGUGCUAAUUAUAUAUCUGAAUCUCACCUGUGUGUAAACAGAAGAUGGACGACACAAACGUGUGUCACUGAAAAAUACUGUCAGCGGCAACUGUGUUUAAAAAACGGUUAAAACAGUGUACAGGUCUGUCUGUACUGUGGCCAGCCCUGAGGGCAAUGAGGCUGUGACUUCCCUCCUGCAGCAGCCAUGACAGAGCUGGAGAUUGAUCAGUCCCACCUGCCACAGGUCCAGGAAGUGUGCCAUGUUUUUGCUGUCCUGGAGGAUGGAGCAUUGGCACAAAACCUACAGGAACAGGAAAUUGAGCAGUACUACACCACCAACAUCCAGAAGAACCAGCUGGUGCAGAAUGACAUCCGCAUCGCCAAGAGGCUGCAGGAUGAGGAGGAGGAACAGAGAGCUCAGCACAGAGCCCUGAGCCAGGCGUCGAGACAACUUGAGGAACAGGAUUCAGAGUAUGCCCGGAUGAUCCAGGAGGACAUCCAGAGAUGUGCUGAUGAGGAGGCUCUGAGGAGGGAGCAGGAGGACGAGGAAAUGGCUAAACACAUCCAGGAAGAGGAGGAGCUGAGGGUCAGACAGAGGAGCAGUGGGCAGGAGAGCCUCAGUGAUGGAGCCGCGCUGCAGCCGGAGGAGAGGGCGUGUCUGGACCUGGAGGAGCUGCACCAGGUGUUGCUGGAUGAGGAGCUGGCCAGGAGGCUGCAGAAGGAGGAGGAGAAGCUGUUGAGUAGGAACCCUCCAGCCCGUUCUUCCCACUCUCAACACGACUCCUACCCAGAGGGAGACUUCAGAGUCGCGCAAGUGGCUCAGGAUGAGGAAAUUGCCCGCUUCAUGCAGAAACAGGAAAUGCAGUCGAAGCACCAGUCACAUUACCUUAAUGGCCCGGGGUCACGACGUGAACAGCAUGACCUGGCUGACCCCCACGAAAGGAGAACUGUCAGAGAGAGACCGAUUCAGCGGGAGAGACUGGACUCUGAGGGCCUCCCAUCUCCUACUGAGGACUGCUGUCCAGACUAUCAGCCCCCUAGCCCCACCUCCACAACACUAUCACAACAGCCAAUCAGAAACAUUGCAGAGGACCUGGACCCAACUUUCAAGAACAGGAGACAAGGCAAGGAGAGCAUCAGAGCGGGACAGACCAUUUCUGGCCCAUCCUCCUGUCAGUCUCAUCCAAUCCCCCACUCCGGCUUACAUGACUUCAUGGAGGAGCCUACGUUCAUCCCGCCCACCAAGAGGCAAAGCGCCAAAUCAGGACGCGUCAAAUCCAAAGAGAAGAAGGAGAACUGUAAGCAGCAGUGAUGUCACAGUUAGAUAUACUGGGCCUGAGCGUACAGGGAACAACACCUCACCCCCCAUAUCCACUUACACCCCACACACUCCUAACACUACUUAACCUGGUCCCAAGAGGACUAUCUCCAGAUACUUGUAUUAUUAUUUAGUUGUCCCAACUAGCACUUUAACCAGUUAAGAAAUACAAUUGGGGAUUUUGUAUUUGUUGAAAUUACUGGUGUAGAUAAGACAACCAUUUGGAUUCAUAUAACCCAAUAUAAUUAUCAAAGGGAAUAAUUUAUAGUUGACCUGCCAAUUAUCUCUCGUCUUCUGUGUUGAUGAGACAAGGUUAAUAUAUAUCAGUAUAUGUUUGAUUGUUUGUUACUUUUAUUUGUGUUUUAUUAUUUAGUAUUAUUAAAGGGAUAC